Messenger RNA from Lentinula edodes (shiitake mushroom), 1500 nucleotides. RefSeq lists its product as uncharacterized. Bases 1 to 1500 code for a protein of 499 amino acids. The record is from RefSeq and is a predicted model, not a curated record. The transcript is spliced from 5 exons. Lineage: Eukaryota; Fungi; Basidiomycota; Agaricomycetes; Agaricales; Omphalotaceae. Gene Ontology annotation, molecular function: N,N-dimethylaniline monooxygenase activity; flavin adenine dinucleotide binding; NADP binding.
AUGACAUUGAAUCCAAUUCUUCUCGCCUACCAAUUUAUCCAGCAUAUUCUACUCAGACUUUUUGCCCCUGAUCCCCCGCCACCAAAUGCCAAACUCAACCGUCCUAGGAUUGCAAUCAUAGGUGCUGGCCUCACAGGUGUAUCCUCAGCUGCUCAUUGUGUUGGCCAUGGCUUUGACGUCGCUAUCUUUGAAGCUGGCGAUCGUGGUCAUUUAGGUGGCAUCUGGGCGCGCGUGAAUAAUACAUCUGGACUACAAAUUCACAGCUUAAUGUACCGUUUCUUCCCAAACUUGGAAUGGAAAAGUGGCUAUCCAAAUAGACGCGAAAUUCUUGAUAACAUCAGCAAUAUAUGGCACCAGUACUCCCUGGAGGAAAAAACCAAAUUUGGGGUCACAGUUGAAAAGGUCUGGCAGGACGGUCAUGGACGCUGGAUCGUGAAUGAUGAACAGUAUGGCAAAUUCGAUGGGAUUAUUGCUGCAAUUGGAACAUGUGGCGAGCCUAAGAUGCCACACAUUCCUGGAAAAGAAAAGUUUCAAGGAAAUAUUUAUCACUCGUCUGAGUUAGACGGAAAAGACGCGAAAGGAAAGAGAGUUGCCAUAAUCGGAGGCGGCGCUUCAGCUGUAGAAGCUCUCGAGUUCACCUCAGCCGCCCAAGCGGCAAAGACCUUCGUGCUUUCUCGGUCUGAUAAAUGGAUCAUCCCCCGAAAUGCAAUAGUCGACACACUCCUGGCUAUGAAUGUCUUUGGUCAGGAGAUACUUCUGUCAUGGAUACCAGAAAUGCUUCUUCGCAAGUUUUUCUACCGAGAUCUUGCAGACCUUGCACCCCCGUCAAAUAAAGGGAUCUUUACCGAAACCCCAAUGGUCAACUCUGAUGUCCUUGACAAAAUUCGAGACGGAAGCGCCGCAUGGCUGCGCGGUGAUAUCGUUGGUUUUGUUAAAAACGGUAUACGAUUUACUCAGCGAGCUCAAGGGGUGCCUCCGGGUGGACCUGGGAAGGAGAUAACUGUUGAGUGCGAUGUUGUCAUUAUGGCAACUGGCUUCGGUCGCCCGAAAUUAAGCUUCUUACCCGACGACUGCUUCGAAGAACCGUAUGCCCCACCCAAUUGGUACCUACAGACCUUUCCUCCGGGGUACAUGUCUAUCUGCGCCAAUAAUUGUACCUACGUCAACGCUAUUGGCACAGUAGGGAAUUAUCACAUCGGGAUAUACACUCGAAUACUGCUGAUGUUUCUCGUGGACCCCCUGACACGACCAAGGCAAGGCUUGAUGAAAGCUUGGAUAGAUAUGACACGUCUGUUCAAGAAGCGUUCACCAACGCCUGCUUUCGACUUUUUUACAUACACAGAGUUGCUCUGGUGGUACUUCUUUUGUGUUGCUAUCAACCCGUUCAGAUGGAAAUGGGCCCUUUUUGUCUUCUUCGGCAUUGGGAAAGGGUUGCCCAUGAAAUUCGUGGAGGAAGAAGAUAUGUUGAGGGCAAGGCUACAGCAGUACGACUCAAAGUGA